Neolamprologus brichardi is the source of this 1005-nucleotide messenger RNA. Its product is annotated as procathepsin L-like. NCBI's taxonomy places the organism in Eukaryota, Metazoa, Chordata, Actinopteri, Cichliformes, Cichlidae. The record is from RefSeq and is a predicted model, not a curated record. Gene Ontology annotation, biological process: proteolysis. Gene Ontology annotation, molecular function: cysteine-type peptidase activity.
AUGAAGUUGCUGCUUGUUGUUUCUGCUGUUCUGGCUGUAGCCAGCUGUGCCAGCAUCUCUCUGGAAGAUCUGGAGUUUCACGCUUGGAAACUGAAAUUUGAAAAGUCAUAUGACUCUGAGUUAGAUGAGGCUCACCGGAAGCAGGUUUGGCUCAACAACCGCAAAUUUGUGCUAAUGCACAACAUCUUGGAAGACCAGGGUUUGAAAUCCUACCGCCUUGGGAUGACACAUUUUGCCGAUAUGGACCAUGAAGAGUACAAACAGCUGGUUUCCCAGGGUUGCCUUCACACCUUCAAUGCUUCUCUGCCUCAGCGUGGCUCUACCUUCUUUGGCCUGCCUGAAGGUACUGAUCUGCCCGACACUGUUGACUGGAGGGAUAAGGGAUAUGUCACUGAAGUCAAGGAUCAGAAGCAGUGUGGCUCCUGCUGGGCCUUCAGUACAACUGGUGUUCUGGAGGGUCAGCACUUCAGGAAGACAGGAAAGCUUGUGUCUCUGAGUGAGCAGCAGUUAAUGGACUGCUCUCAGAGCUUUGGCAACAACGGCUGCAACGGAGGAUCGGUGAAACAGGCCCUUCAGUACAUCCAAGCCAAUGGAGGAAUUGACACUGAGACAUCCUACCCCUAUAAGGCUAAGGGUCAACCAUGCUGUUACAAGCCUGAUGGUAUUGGUGCCAAAUGCACUGGCUAUGUUCAUGUCAAACCCAGUAAUGAAGAAACCCUGAAGAAAGCUGUGGCCACUAUCGGACCGAUAUCUGUUGGCAUUGAUGCUUCUCGUCAUUCAUUCCAAUUCUACCAAUCAGGAGUGUACAAUGACCCCGACUGCAGCAAGACAGUGUUGGACCAUGGUGUGCUGGCGGUGGGUUAUGGUACAGAAAAUGGACAUGACUACUGGCUGAUCAAGAACAGCUGGGGUCACAGAUGGGGAGACAAGGGAUACAUUAAGAUGAGCAGGAACAAAUCCAACCAGUGUGGGAUUGCUUCUCGAGCAAGCUACCCUCUGGUCUGA